AUGGGCCAACCCAAAGUCGAACUCAAAAAGGUCGAGAAGGUCGAAUGCGAAAAGGUAGAAAAGAAAAUUGACGGCUCUCACGACAAGGAUGCCCGAAUAUUAGUAGUGAUCAACAACGAGGUGAAGCAUAAGAAGUGCAAAUGCGAGAAAUACCGGUGCAGACAUCACCACCACCACCAUCACCAACACCUUAACCAGGACUAUCGACAUCACACCGAGGAAGUGUGGCGUGAGACGUUUCGUGGUGCGGGUGCACAAUUGGUGCGUUUGGGAGUAACUGUGCUUGUUGUCGGUGUUAUACGUGCAAUUAUUGUGUGA
Pseudomassariella vexata is the source of this 318-nucleotide messenger RNA. RefSeq lists its product as uncharacterized. The transcript has 2 exons. The record is from RefSeq and is a predicted model, not a curated record. NCBI's taxonomy places the organism in Eukaryota, Fungi, Ascomycota, Sordariomycetes, Amphisphaeriales, Pseudomassariaceae. Bases 1 to 318 code for a protein of 105 amino acids.